Molecule: messenger RNA, 2151 nt
Organism: Penicillium angulare
Lineage: Eukaryota; Fungi; Ascomycota; Eurotiomycetes; Eurotiales; Aspergillaceae
Product: 6-phosphofructo-2-kinase PFK26
Exons: 2
Coding region: 1-2151 (716 amino acids)
Biological process (GO): fructose 2,6-bisphosphate metabolic process; fructose metabolic process
Cellular component (GO): cytosol
Molecular function (GO): ATP binding; 6-phosphofructo-2-kinase activity
Source: RefSeq, a predicted model, not a curated record
AUGGCACAACAUUCCGAUAUUGCACGGUCGGCAAUCAUUUCGUCCGCCACUUCGCCAGAUCCUGCAGCCCUGGGUGAUCAGAGGAAUAUGAACUCCCGCCCUGACGGUAUCAGUUCGAAUGGAAAUGGGAUCCGCUCGGGAAAUGAAGGGACUCUUAUGCCUCCGAAAACUGUAGUCGGAAGAGCGCUAGGUAAUGACCUGCAUUCCGAUGCCCACAAAACUUCGCAGGCGCCCAAGGGCGGAGUCGGAACUGCCCUGACUGACACUCCGAUUUCUACCGCACCCCCGUCUCCACAGAUAAACGGUCGUAAUACUCAUCCUGGUACUCCUGGUAGCAGCCGUGUUCGAGCAACUACUCUUGAUAUUCCUGGCCUCACCAAAUCAAAGGUCUCUCCAGAUGGCCGCAUUGCUCAACGAGAUGUCGGUGCUAAGUUGGUCAUUGUCAUGGUUGGCCUCCCGGCUCGAGGCAAAAGUUACAUCACCAAGAAACUUGCUCGUUACCUGAACUGGCUCCAGCAUGACACUCAAAUCUUCAAUGUUGGUGAACGUCGUCGUGUCGCAGCCGGAAAAUCUCCCUCCCCAGCCCCUGCUUGUGGCCAGGGAAAAGGUCCAAAGAAUGUUCACAGAGACCUUCUCGACUCGGUGCGCCGUCUGAGCGUCAGUGUUGGAAGUCAAAAUCAUGGCGAGAUCUCACCGCCGGAUGAAGCACCUCUCCCUCCCCCAGUCGUUCCAGCCAAGAUUCUUGUGAACGGCGAAGACCCCAACCCGUCAAUCUCCCAGCAUGGCAGUACAAUAGUUCCGUCAAUCGAUGCGGGGCCUGGCCAGUCAAUCAAGGGCGAAGAGGCUAUUAAAGAGGCAUCACCGGAACCCAUGGACCAGACCGCCAAUUUCUUCGACCCGCAAAAUCAGCGCGCUGUUAAGAUGCGAGAACAGGUGGCACUCGACACCCUUGAUGAACUUCUUGACUACAUUCUGGAUGAAGGUGGCAGCAUUGGCAUUCUCGAUGCGACCAACAGCACUAUGGAACGACGAAAGGCUGUAGUCGACCACAUUCGCAAGCGCGCUGGCCCUGAACUUAACAUCUUGUUCCUCGAGAGCAGCUGUGUGGAUCAGACCUUGCUGGAGGCUAACAUGCGUCUUAAGCUUUCUGGGCCUGACUACAAGGGGCAGGACCCUGUUAAGGCACUGGAAGACUUCAAGAGACGUGUGGGUCUCUAUGAAAAAUCGUAUGUGCCACUGGGUGAAUAUGAGGAAAAAAUGGGCAUGGCUUUCAUUCAGAUGAUUGAUGUCGGUCGAAAGGUCGUUGCUCACCAAACACAUGGUUUCCUGUCAUCUCAGGUUGUUUACUACCUUCUUAACUUCAACCUCUCCCCACGCCAAAUUUGGAUUACACGACACGGAGAGAGCAAAGACGACCAGGCUGGUCGUAUUGGCGGAGAUUCUGAUCUCAGCGAGAAUGGCCAACGUUAUGCCAAGGCGCUCACAGCCUUUAUUGAUCACCACCGCCAGAAGUGGGAAGUUUACCAGCGCCAAAAGGACUUGAUCAAACAUUUCCCACCCCGCCCUGGUGACAGUACUCCUCCUAAUCCCUCUUACAUCCCCCGUGAUCGGCCACGCAAUUUCUGCGUAUGGUCAUCAAUGAUGAAACGAGCUGUUCAGACAGUGGACUACUUCAACGAAGAAGACUACGAUGUCAAGCAGAUGCGUAUGCUCGAUGAACUUCACUCUGGCAGGAUGGAAGGCAUGACCUACAAAGAGAUUCAGCAGCAAUUUCCUGACGAAUAUGCUCACCGUAAGAAGGAUAAGCUUUUCUACCGAUACCCCGGUCCUGGUGGUGAAGGUUAUCUCGACAUCAUCAACCGCCUCCGAGCCGUCAUUGUUGAAGUGGAGCGUACUACCGACCAUGUCCUGCUAGUCAGUCACCGAUCCACCGCUCGUGUUCUCUUGGCCUAUUUUCAGGGUCUGAAGCGUGAUGAGGUCGCCAACCUGGAUGUUGAGAUGGGUGUUGUGUACAUGCUCGAGCCUAAGCCUUACGGCGUUGACUUCAAGGCGUACCGAUACAACCCCGACAAUGAUUGGUUUGACGAAGUUCCGAACUAUCAGUUGAAACAAGUAAGCGCACAUGACAGGAUGGCAAGCAUUGUGGCCUAA